Brugia malayi is the source of this 1095-nucleotide messenger RNA. RefSeq lists its product as uncharacterized. The transcript has 7 exons. Bases 1 to 1095 code for a protein of 364 amino acids. The record is from RefSeq and is a predicted model, not a curated record. Gene Ontology annotation, cellular component: membrane. Gene Ontology annotation, molecular function: G protein-coupled peptide receptor activity. Lineage: Eukaryota; Metazoa; Nematoda; Chromadorea; Rhabditida; Onchocercidae.
AUGGAAUGUCCAAACAGUCCACAACUUUUCGAUGAAAAGGAUGCUAUUGCAUUAUCCAUUCUCAGUAUUGUAAACGAAUUUUGUCUGUCUUAUCGUAAACUUCAUAAAUAUGUUAGUAUGAUACUGUGUGUGUUUGGGUUACUCGCAAACUGCACACACAUCUGGAUCCUUAAAAGGCCGUCAAUGUUACGAUCUUCUGUUCAUACUGUUCUCAUUUGCAUAGCACUGGCUGAUAGCGGUACUAUGAGUUCAUAUGCUAUUUAUCUUUUGCGAUAUGAAUUCUGCGCAAGCAGUACUGGGGGAUACUCAUACGGUUGGGUACUGCUGCUCAAACUACAUGUAGUAUUGAGUACUGCAUUACAUAGUAUAUCACUAUAUCUUCUUGUUUUCAUCACUUAUAUUCGAAUCUGUUCAGUGCAAACCCAACGCAGUCAGCUCCUUGAAACCAGAGUUGCUGGGCUUAUAUCACUGUUAAUAUCUUUUGCAAUAUUCGCUUUGUGCAUUCCUACAUUGUUGGCGCACGAUAUUGUUCUCCAAGAGAACAGUCCUCAUUUCAUAGGACUGAAAGAAAUCCAUCCCACAGAUCUCUCAGAAUCAGAUUCAAGUUCUAUUUCUAACAAAUACAGUAUCGGUCUCUCCAAAAUGUUUGUCAACAACGAUUGUUUCCUGUUGAAGCUGAAUUUAUGGCUUACUGGAAUUAUGAUGAAAGUGAUACCGUGCAUAUUACUGCUGUUUUUAACGUAUUGUCUAUUGGUAAAAUUAGCCAAGAAUAAGAAGAAACGAGUAGCACUGCUGCGAGAAAGAGCUAAGGACAGAGUUUACAAGGAUCACACAACUUGCAUGCUACUUCUGAUGGUUUCUAGCUUUUUGUGUACUGAAUUACCGCAGGGAAUUAUAGCUAUUUUUAAUGCUAUUUACACAGCUCAGUUUCAUUUCUAUGUUUAUUUAACGAUCGCCGAUAUACUUGACGUAUUAUCACUUAUCAACUGCUACGUUGGUUUUACCGUAUAUUUCUGCACAUGCAGUCGUUACCGUCGAACAUUUUAUUCCAUAAUACCUUAUUUCGGAGCGCAAAAACGUGAACAAGCUCGAUAG